This is a messenger RNA of Lodderomyces jiufengensis, 2958 nucleotides long. It is a transcript of the gene SWI4, whose product is annotated as SBF complex DNA-binding subunit. Gene Ontology annotation, cellular component: MBF transcription complex; SBF transcription complex. Gene Ontology annotation, molecular function: DNA binding; protein binding; transcription regulator activity. The record is from RefSeq and is a predicted model, not a curated record. The transcript has 2 exons. The coding region runs from base 1 to 2958 and encodes 985 amino acids. Lineage: Eukaryota; Fungi; Ascomycota; Pichiomycetes; Serinales; Debaryomycetaceae.
AUGUCUGGACCCCCUCCAGUAUUUCGGGCUACAUAUUCGAAUACUGAUGUGUAUGAAUGUGAUAUGAAUGAGUCUCCCAUAAUGAGACGUUGUAAAGAUGAUUGGGUUAAUGCUACACAAAUUUUGAAAUGUUGUAAUUUUCCUAAAGCAAAGAGAACAAAAAUCUUGGAAAAGGGAGUUCAACAAAGUAAACAUGAAAAAGUUCAAGGAGGAUUCGGAAGAUUUCAAGGUACCUGGAUACCUCUAGAUGAUGCUCGUAGAUUAGCUGCCACUUAUGGAGUAACAAAAGAAUUAGCACCAGUAUUAUUUUUAGAUUUUACUGAUCCAAACUUAAUUAUACCGAUGAAAGUAAAACCACCUCCAAAAGAUAGUUCAUCAACAAUUAAAAGAAAAUAUGUGAAGAAACCAAAAUUACCUGGUGAUACUCCAAGAAAAUACAAGACGGGUAAAAAAGCAGCACUUCAAGCUGCGGAAGAAGCAGCUGCAAAAGAUUCACAUUCAAGUCAACUACAAGAUUCAUUUUCAUCUCAAGAUUCAACAAUGGUCAAUAGCAGACAAAAUUCAUAUAAUGGACAACAAUUUCCUCAAAUGUACAAUAUGAGUCAAAAUAUGGUAUCACAAUCUCAAGACAUAGACCAAUCAUAUAAUCAAAAUAAUAUACCAAUUAAUGGAAAUAAUCUACCCUAUGCUAAUAAUUUUCAAAAUCAACAAUUACUACAAAGGAUGCAACAACAACAACAAAGUCAACAAUUACCACUACAACAACAGCAACAACAACAAGCUCAACAAGUACCACUUCAACAUACUUUUCCACACCCUAAUCAAUUAAAACAAUUCCCAAUUCCAAACCAAUUACAACAACAAAUUUUUCAGCAUGGAAAACUACUGUCGUCACAAUCCUCCAAUGAUACCAAUUGGUCUAUUAAUCAGGACCAAAAAGACAGUGAUACCUCCAUUAAUUCAAAUCAAGACGAUAGAAAAGCCUUUGAUAAUAGUCAAUAUGGACAACAAGAUUCAAGUCCUUCAGAUGAAAAUACUUAUGCAGCUCAACUUUUGAGAUUUUUUAGUGAAGAUAAUGCGGAAAUCCCAUAUUUUGUUCAAUUUCCACCAAAUGAUUUCAAUAUAAAUGAACCAAUUGAUGAUGAAGGUCACACUCCAUUACAUUGGGCAGCUUCAAUUGGUAAUUAUGAAAUGAUUCAUGUAUUAAUAAGUAAAGGUGCUAAUCCAUUAGUAGUGAAUAAUUUUGGAUUAAAUCCAUUAUCAAAAUUGAUUUCUUUCAAUAACUGUUAUGAAUUAAGAAAUUUUGAUAAAGUUUUGAAUGACUUGGAAUUAUGUUUAAUAAAUACAGACAUUAAUGGAAGGACGCCGUUACACUAUUUAUGUCAAUUUGCAAAAGCUAAAUCUAAAUUUGAAAGUCUCAAAGUUUACCUAAAUACUAUUUUGAAUAAAUUAACAAGUUUGUCUAACAAAAAUCCGACAAAACUGGUAGACUUAAUGAAAAAUGUGUUGAACCAUCAAGAUGUUCGAGGUGAUACUUGUUUGCAUAUAGCUAUUAAAUCAGGAUGUAUUAGUUUUGUUAAGACUUUAUUAAAGUAUGGGGCUAGAGAUGAUGUAGAAAAUAUCAAUAGAGAAUCAGCAAGAGGAUUAAUUGUACAAUAUAAUUUAAUACCAAAUUAUGCACAAAUAGAUGCUGCUCAAACAGCUUUCCAACAACAAAUAAGUAUGAGAUUUCAAAAUAUUCCUCAACAAACACAACAACUACAACAACAUCAAUUGCUUCAACAACUACCUCAACAACCUCAACCGCCACAACAGCAACCACAACAACAUCAGUUACAACAACCUAUCUCAGAAAUUUUGUCCAAUGGUUCCAUGAAUUUAGAAGGUCUUGCUACUCCAAUACAACCACCUCAUAUUAGUAGAAUGGAAACUCCAGAUACUCAAAGAACCACAGUGCAGGACGAUGAUAUGGAAGAAGAAGAGGAUAUUGCAAGAGUUGAUAGCAAGCAUCUUGACGCACUAAAUGAUGAUAAAGAAAAUAUAUUUAUGGAUAAACUGUAUGAUAAUAUUUCAACACCAAUUCAUAGAAAUUUUACAUCCAAUGGUCAUCAACCUUUAGCAGUUAUUUCAGAAGUUGAAGGCUCAACAACCCCUGGAAUUAAUAAUAAUUUGCAAACCUUUUCUGAGGCCAUGCAAGAUAAAUCAUCACCACAUCAAAAACAAAUGGUGGUACCAAACAAACAUAACAACUCAAAAAUAUUGAAAAAAAUAAAUCCACCUAAUUUGAAUGAGGACGGUAAAAUUAUUGAAGAAAACCCAAACAAAUCAACUUUACCAUUUCAAGAUUUGUCAUCAAUUAUUUCCAACAUGAUAAAUUCUUAUUCAGAGUCAUACUCCGAAGAGUCAACCAAAUUAGAUAAAGACAUUGAGAAAAUGAAGAGGUCAAUAACAGCAAAACAAAUUGAGACUCAAAAUUCAAUUAAACGUAUUGUAAAUUUAUUUCAAAGUUCAGGAAUUGAGGAAAUUGAUAUUAAGUCAGUUGACCAAGCACAAAAAAUUGUAAACAAUUACGUCGAGGUUUGUCAACAACAAAUAAAUGAGAAAGAAGCCCAGUUGAUUAAUAUAAAUCAAAAGAGUCAAAGAUCUCAACUAACAAAUUUAAUUGAAGAAGAAGAAAUGAAAAUGAUGGAAAAUGAACAACAAAAUCAAUCAGAAGAAGAUGAAGAUGAAUUGAUUAAUGAAACAAAAUUUGAUUACGCUUUAGAAUUAACAAAUCUACAAAUUAAAAGACAAAAAUUAAUUAAAGACAUUACUAAAAGAACUAAAAAAUAUGGAAUUGAUGAGAAGAUGUAUAAAUAUAGAAAACUAUUGAGUUUAAGUUGUGGAAUUAGGGUUGAGGAUAUUGACAGUUUAAUUGACGGUAUUGCUGAAUCAUUAAAUGAUGGUUCCAAUUUGUAA